This is a messenger RNA of Colletotrichum costaricense, 1461 nucleotides long. Its product is annotated as GTP cyclohydrolase II. Lineage: Eukaryota; Fungi; Ascomycota; Sordariomycetes; Glomerellales; Glomerellaceae. The transcript has 15 exons. Bases 1 to 1461 code for a protein of 486 amino acids. The record is from RefSeq and is a predicted model, not a curated record.
AUGAGCCACCCUACCGUUGACGAUGGCUCUUUGGCCGAAGUCAUAAACUCCUUGAAAUCCAUCCAGCAGACUCAGUCUGACCUUGUGGCUGCUGUCGACUUGCUGAACCAACGAUACCAACAGCUGCCUGUUGAUUCUGAUGCAGCCACACUCGAUCCGAAUCCAUCCCUCAGCGAGAUCCCUGAAAGAUCUCGAACCCCCGAGCCUUCCGAUGCCGUUGGUGAAUCUGCCAAGAGCUCUUCGUCCGAUUUGACCUUGCAGGCCCCAGCUUUGCCCUCGUCACCCAGCCAGCGAUCCGGCCUCACUUCCCGCAUCAUCCUAACCGGUGGUUCUUACUCCAUCUACUAUGCCCUGGCUGUUGCCAGCAAGCAACUUAAUCUCGAGCAUAGACCCGACUUCACCAACACGGAGCCGGCUGCUAAGAUUGGCCCCUUCCCUCAAUGGGGAGAUCCCAAGAAGAUCGUCGCCAUGGAUCCCUGGGGCCAUCUGUCUCCCUGGCUCUUCAAGGACACUAUCGAGAAGCACAACGUCGACAUUCGCCCAACCAUCGCCAUCACUAAGGCACAUAUGAAGCUUCCCGAGCUGGAGGAGAGUGUCAAGAGUGGAAGACUUGUUCCUGACGGCAAAGUCUGCUUGAACGAGCUUGGAGAGCUGGCCGUAACCAAGUUCGCCGUCGAGCCGGUUUGGUAUCUCCCCGGCGUAGCUGAAAGAUUCGGCAUCGAUGAGGGGGCCUUGCGAAGGUCUCUUUUCGAACACACUGGUGGCAGCUACCCCGAGUUGAUUACCCGCAACGAUAUUAAAGUGUUUCUGCCCCCCAUAGGUGGUCUGACAGUAUACUGUUUCGGCGACCCGGCCAAAAUGUCCGACGAGUCAGUACGACUGGCAUUGCGAAUCCACGAUGAGUGCAAUGGUAGCGACGUUUUUGGAUCCGAUAUCUGCACAUGUCGCCCUUAUCUCAUAUUCGGCAUCGAAGAGGCAGUCAAGGAGGCGCAGAAUGGCGGGAGUGGUGUCGUUAUUUACUUCCGAAAAGAGGGCAGAGCCCUCGUCGUGUACAACGCUCGUAAGCGCGGAGAAGACCGAGCAUCGGACUACUUUAAGAGGACAGAGAACAUUGCUGGAGUGAAGGACAUGCGUUUCCAGGCUCUCAUGCCCGAUAUCCUGCACUGGCUCGGAAUCCGCAAGAUCGACAGAAUGCUGAGCAUGAGCAAGUCAGUAGCUCCUCCCCAUCCGAGAUACCAUGACGCUAACGUGAACCACAACAGCAUGAAACAUGAUGCCAUUGUAGGACAAGGAAUUCCCAUUCACGAGCGUGUCGAGCUCCCCGAGGAGUGGAUUCCCGCAGAUUCUCGCGUCGAGAUUGAUGCAAAGAUUACUGCAGGAUACUUCACCGCCGGAAAGCGCAUGACCGAAGAAGAGUUAAGAGCUGUGCAGGGCAGGAUGUGGGAAGAUCUCGACCAUUAG